GAACCAGAAAGUGUUCCGCCGCCUGAGCGUCAGAUGUCUGACCUGAUCCUACCUGAAGCAACUCUCUGGUUUCACUGCAGGACGCGUCAGCAACAGCUGUCUUGCAGCUCCGCACGGACUCCCACACGACGACAAUUACGGCCUCAGGAUUGACUUUAAACCCACUUUUCCUCCAAAGUGGUCUGGAUAUUGUAGGAAUAUUAUUACUUUUAUUUACCUCGCUUGGGAAGCCCUGGUGUGGCGGGAUCCCUUCGCAAUGCGAGGAUGGCAACCUUGCUCUCUACCCCAGGACCCAAUGCGUUCCGCCUCUUCACCCAGGAGUCACUGGAGAAGAUCAAGAAGCUCCAAGAGGAAAGAAAACAUGCAGAAGAAGUGGAAGACCAUGAAAAGGAGGAGCCAAUAGUGCCACAUGCUGAUCUGGAGGCGGGCAAAAGUCUGCCCAUGAUCUAUGGAGAUCCUCCACCAGAGAUGCUCAACACACCUCUAGAGGACUUGGACCCCUUCUACAAAGAACAGAAAACAUUCAUUGUAAUCAGCAAAGGAAACACAAUCUACAGGUUCAACGCUGAUCCAGCUUGCUACAUUCUGAGCCCUUUUAAUGUUGUUAGGAGAGGAGCCAUCAAAAUUCUCAUACAUUCAUUAUUUAGCAUGUUUAUCAUGCUUACGAUUUUGUCAAACUGUGUAUUCAUGACGAUGAGCAACCCGCCAGCGUGGAGUAAAAUUGUUGAGUAUGUUUUUACUGCUAUUUAUACCUUUGAGGCAACAGUUAAAGUGUUGUCCAGAGGUUUCUGUAUUGGACCUUUUACAUUCCUUCGAGAUCCAUGGAACUGGCUGGAUUUCAUGGUGAUCAGCAUGGCAUAUGUCACAGAGUUUGUUGACCUUGGUAAUGUGUCAGCCCUAAGGACAUUUCGUGUACUUCGAGCCCUCAAAACAAUUACAGUGAUUCCUGGUUUGAAAACAAUCGUUGGCGCCUUGAUCCAGUCAGUGAAGAAAAUGGUAGAUGUCAUGAUUCUGACAGUCUUUGCCCUUGCGGUUUUUGCCCUUGUUGGCCUUCAGCUUUUUAUGGGAAACUUGCGUCAGAAAUGUGUGCGCUGGCCUAUCCCAACAAAUGAUACGGCAUCUGACGUCUUCAACGCCACAUCCAUAUUCAACAACACCUUUGGUGUCAAUGAUACAUUUCACAACAGUACUUUUAAUUUUAUGGAAUAUGUUGAAAACUCUGAUAACCAGUAUUUUUUGGCUGGCAGUCCAGACGCUCUUCUGUGUGGAAACAGUUCAGAUGCUGGAAAGUGCCCAGAAGGAUACAUGUGCAUGAAGGCUGGGAGGAAUCCAAACUUCGGCUACACCAGCUUCGAUUCUUUUGGCUGGGCCUUCCUGGCUGUCUUCAGACUCAUGACCCAGGACUACUGGGAGAACCUUUUCCAGCUGAUUCUGAGAGCUGCCGGAAAGACGUACAUGCUGUUCUUUGUGGUGGUCAUUUUUCUGGGCUCCUUCUACCUCAUUAACCUCAUCCUGGCAGUAGUUGCAAUGGCUUAUGAUGAACAAAAUGAAGCAACUCAGAGAGAGGCCAGAGAGAAAGAGGAAGAGUUCCAACGGUUACUUGAGCAACUCAAGCAUCAAGAGCUGAGCCAAGUUCAGGGGAGCUGUGAGAGUCUAUCCAGUAAAAAGUCCUUCAGUCAUCACACACCGUCUGAGCUGGCAGAUGAUGAAAGGAGCCUCGACAAUGAUGAAUUUGUUAAGGACUGCAAUGGGAAACUUAUUCCCCAUCUAGUCAUCAACCAAAUGCCCACUGUGGAAGAGUUUCCUGCUCUUGAGGAACAGAACAAGAAGACAUUCAGCUCUGUGCACAGCAUUCUUCAUCUGGAUGACAAAAGCCUCACGCCGAGAGCUGCUAGCAUUGCGACUGUGCACUCAUCAGCAGCUCUGGAAGAGUUAGAGGAGGCUCAUCGGCCAUGCCCACCAUUCUGGUACAUGUUUGCUGAUAUUUUUUUGAAAUGGGACUGCUGCAAACCCUGGGUGGUCUUUAAAAAGUGGGUGAACUUUGUAGUGAUGGACCCUUUUGUGGACCUUGCCAUCACUAUAUGCAUUGUGCUCAAUACCCUCUUCAUGGCCAUGGAACACUAUCCCAUGACCGAAGAGUUUGAUCACCUGCUGUCAGUGGGGAAUCUGGUUUUCACUGGGAUCUUCACAGCUGAAAUGGUCCUUAAGCUUAUUGCAAUGGAUCCCUAUUACUACUUUCAAGUUGGUUGGAACAUCUUCGACAGCAUCAUUGUGACUAUGAGUCUGGUGGAGUUGGGGCUAGCUAAUGUCCAGGGCCUGUCUGUUCUCAGGUCAUUUCGUCUGCUUCGUGUCUUCAAACUGGCCAAAUCCUGGCCCACUCUCAACAUGCUGAUCAAGAUCAUUGGUAACUCCGUGGGAGCUUUAGGCAACUUGACUUUGGUGCUGGCCAUCAUCGUCUUCAUCUUCGCCGUGGUGGGCAUGCAACUUUUUGGCAAGAACUAUAAGGAUUGCGUUUGCAAGAUCUCCUCAGAUUGUGCGUUGCCACGAUGGCACAUGAACGACUUCUUCCAUUCUUUCCUCAUUGUUUUUCGCAUCCUGUGUGGGGAGUGGAUUGAGACCAUGUGGGACUGCAUGGAAGUGGCCGGACUUGGGAUGUGCUUAGUUGUCUUCAUGAUGGUCAUGGUCAUCGGAAACCUUGUGGUGUUGAACCUCUUCCUGGCCUUGCUCCUCAGCUCAUUCAGCGGCGAUAACCUCGCAGUAGGAGACGACGAUGGCGAGAUGAACAAUCUCCAGAUUGCCAUCAACAGGAUCACACAAGGCAUCGAUUGGUUUAAAAAGUUAAUCACACGAACGGUCCUGCAGAUACUGGGCCAAAAACCCAAGGAGCCUGAGCAGGCGCAGAUGGAUGACACUCCCGCUAAAUCAGAGAGCAUCGAAAUGAACCACAUGGACACAAGCCAGGAUUACAAAAUAGCAGAUGGGAUUUUGAACUGCUUGGUGGAGGGUCAGCCUUCUGGGAUCGUAGUCGAUGGAGAGCUCAGUGUCAAUGUGCCGAUCGCUCAGGGAGAGUCUGACUUGGAAAACCUGGGUGAGGAUGAUGGGGAUGAUGAGGAUGCUGCUGAUGCUGCUGUUGCUGCUCAGAGAACUACAUCAGAGACUUUGGAUGAGGAAAAUAACCAACAUCAAAUGGAAGAGUUAGAAGAUGAAUGUGACAGGCCUUAUGAACAUCAUAUGUCUAGAUCUGUCAAACUGAUCGGUGCUUUGGAAGACGGGGAGUCUUCCGAGUGCAGCACAGUGGAUUAUCAACCACCUGAACUGGAACCUGAAGUGGAAGAAGAAGAAGAGGAGCCCGAGCCAGUGGAACCAGAGGCCUGCUUCACCGAAGACUGUGUGAGACGCUGGCCCUGUCUGACUGUGGACAUUACACAAGGUAAAGGCAAGAGUUGGUGGAACCUCCGCAGGACCUGCUUCACCAUUGUGGAACAUGACUGGUUUGAAACCUUCAUCAUUUUUAUGAUUCUCCUCAGCAGUGGAGCUCUGGCUUUUGAAGACAUAUACAUCGAAAAACGUCGGACCAUCAAAAUCAUUCUGGAGUUUGCUGACAAAGUUUUCACCUACGUCUUUGUCAUUGAGAUGCUCCUUAAAUGGGUGGCAUAUGGCUUCAAGACCUACUUCACCAAUGCUUGGUGUUGGUUAGACUUUUUCAUUGUAGAUAUUUCCCUGAUUAGUUUAGUUGCCAACUGGCUGGGCUAUUCUGAACUUGGACCAAUCAAAUCCCUCAGAACCCUCAGGGCACUAAGACCUCUUCGAGCACUGUCGAGAUUUGAAGGGAUGAGGGUGGUGGUGAACGCUCUUGUUGGAGCGAUUCCGUCCAUCUUCAAUGUGCUGCUGGUGUGUCUGAUCUUCUGGCUCAUCUUCAGCAUCAUGGGCGUUAACCUCUUUGCUGGCAAGUUCUACCGUUGUAUCAAUGCCACCACUGAGGAGCUUUUCUCUCUCACUGAGGUCAACAACAAGACCGAAUGCCUGGCCACAGAGGACGCUCGCUGGGUCAAUGUCAAAGUCAACUAUGACAAUGUUGGGAAGGGGUACCUGUCCCUUCUUCAAGUGGCAACAUUUAAAGGGUGGAUGGACAUCAUGUAUGCUGCAGUUGACUCAAGAGAGGUCGAGGAGCAACCCUCUUAUGAGAUCAAUCUCUACAUGUACAUGUAUUUUGUCAUCUUCAUAAUCUUCGGUUCAUUCUUCACACUCAACCUCUUCAUUGGCGUCAUUAUCGACAACUUCAACCAACAAAAGAAAAAGUUUGGAGAUAAAGACAUCUUUAUGACAGAGGAACAAAAAAAGUACUACGAUGCCAUGAAGAAGUUGGGCUCCAAGAAGCCACAGAAACCAAUACCACGUCCAAAAAACCCAAUCCAAGGUGUGGUGUUCGACUUCAUCAGUCAGCAGUUUUUUGACAUCUUCAUUAUGGUGCUGAUCUGCCUCAAUAUGGUGACCAUGAUGGUGGAGACGGACGACCAAAGUUUAGAGAAGGAGGAUUUCCUCUUUAAACUCAAUGUGGCUUUCAUUGUUGUUUUCACCGGGGAAUGUGUCUUAAAGCUCUUUGCCCUGCGACAAUACUUCUUCACCAAUGGAUGGAACAUUUUUGAUUUUGUUGUGGUCAUCUUGUCUAUAGCUGGUAUAAUGCUUGCAGACCUGAUAGAGCAGUACUUUGUGUCACCCACUCUCUUCAGAGUGAUCAGACUGGCCAGAAUAGGCAGGAUUCUGCGUCUAAUUAAAGGUGCCAAGGGCAUUCGGACACUUCUUUUUGCAUUAAUGAUGUCUCUUCCUGCCUUAUUCAACAUUGGCCUCCUGCUCUUCCUCAUUAUGUUCAUCUUCUCCAUAUUCGCCAUGUCAAAUUUUGCCUAUGUCAAAAAGCAGGCUGGAAUUGAUGACAUAUUUAAUUUCGAGACAUUUGGUGGCAGCAUUAUCUGUUUGUUUGAGAUUACAACAUCAGCCGGCUGGGAUGGGCUUUUACUUCCAAUGCUUAAUCAAGAGUCUCCGGACUGUGAUCCAGACUUUGAGAACCCAGGCACUGAUAUAAGGGGUAACUGCGGCAGCCCGGGCAUGGCCAUGAUGUUCUUCUGCAGCUACAUUAUCAUCUCAUUCUUGGUGGUGGUCAACAUGUACAUUGCCAUCAUCUUGGAGAACUUCAAUGUGGCCCAGGAGGAGAGCGGUGACGCACUCUGUGAGGAGGACUUUGAGAUGUUCAACGAGACUUGGGAGAAGUUUGACCUAGAUGGAACUCUAUUCAUUGAUUAUAGCCGUCUGUCUGAUUUUUGUGACACGCUGCAGGAGCCGCUGAAGGUGCCCAAGCCUAAUAGACUACGCUUGAUUGAAAUGGACCUGCCCUUGGUCAUUGGGGACAGGAUUCACUGCUUGGACGUGUUGUUGGCUGUCACUGAGAUGGUCUUGGGCGAUACGGUGGAAAUGGCAGCAAUGCGCGAAAGCAUUCAGGCUAAGUUUAUCCUCAGCAACCCUUCUUCUGACUCCUUCAUGCCAAUUACCACAACCGUACGCCACAUUGAAGAGGAGAGGGCUGCCGUGGUCAUCCAGAGGGCUUAUCGUACGCACCUGUUGAGGCGCUGCAUAGCUCAUGCUGCAUUUUUGCAUCGCUCCAAGAGGUCCGAGAGACAGCACGAAGGCACAGCUCCACCAGAAACAGAAGGUCUCCUUGCACAAAAGAUGGCAGUAUUGUAUGGGAGCAACAUUGAACUCGCAGAGGAGAUGGAUCAGGCUGCUUCACAGACUCAACUAACCCUGCUACCUGUCCAGCCUGAGACACUGACUCUUCACACUGGGGCUGAAAGCACAGAGCCAAAUCUCAUGGUUGUACCUGUAGAAAUAACCAAUGAAGUUUUACUACAUUCUGCCCCCAACCAACAACUCUUCACGCUACAUGGGAACCUGAGAGAGUCGACUGUAUAACAAAGAGCAGAGUAAUUCUCUUUUUCCCCACAACAGUGAAGUCAAGUGGUGUUCACAGCUGAUGUCGUGCCAUUAUAUUAUAGAUUUUUAAAUUCAACAAAUGAUUUCCUGUUAUGUAAUUUUGAAGCGGCCUUUGAGAUGAAGACUCCAGUGAAACCAAAGUGGUUUUCUGUGAUAACUAUACAGACUUCAGUAUAUGAAUUAAAAUCAACAGCACUUUGGAAGAUGUGAAAUUGUAAUUAUGUUUACCAGAUAAAAAUUUAUAAGCAAAAGUGGCUCAAACCUUGUGUCACAUACAAUCAGGAACAUAACAAUUUGGGCUGUACAACAGUAGAUUCAAAAUGAAGAAAUCAAAAUGUGUUUGUAG
This is a messenger RNA of Thalassophryne amazonica, 6331 nucleotides long. RefSeq names its product sodium channel, voltage-gated, type IV, alpha, a (gene scn4aa). The record is from RefSeq and is a predicted model, not a curated record. The coding region runs from base 265 to 5964 and encodes 1899 amino acids. Gene Ontology annotation, cellular component: axon; voltage-gated sodium channel complex; plasma membrane. Gene Ontology annotation, biological process: neuronal action potential; membrane depolarization during action potential; sodium ion transmembrane transport. Gene Ontology annotation, molecular function: protein binding; calcium ion binding; voltage-gated sodium channel activity. NCBI's taxonomy places the organism in Eukaryota, Metazoa, Chordata, Actinopteri, Batrachoidiformes, Batrachoididae. The transcript is spliced from 27 exons.